Messenger RNA from Cricetulus griseus (Chinese hamster), 348 nucleotides. The record is from RefSeq and is a predicted model, not a curated record. NCBI's taxonomy places the organism in Eukaryota, Metazoa, Chordata, Mammalia, Rodentia, Cricetidae.
AUGGUGCUACCUACUUCAGUGGGUUGUGUAGGACUGCUGAGAAAAAUCUAUGCAGAGCUGGCAAGAUGGCUUGGUGGGAUCAGCAAGGUGGAGGAGUCAGCCCUGAGAGCCCUGAGACAAAACUUAUUUGCUCAUUCCUCAGACCUGCUUGUGGAAUUUAAGAAGCAUGAUGCCUCUGAGAGUGGUGUGAUCACCCUGAGUGACUGGGCGGUUGCUGUGGAGUCUGUGCUGCACCUGGGAUUGCCAUGGCGGAUGCUACGGCCACAGCUGGUGAACAGUUCGGGGGAUAAUGUGCUGGAGUACAAGUCUUGGUUGGAGAGUUUGGCCAAAGAACAACUGAGCCGAGAG